Phaeodactylum tricornutum CCAP 1055/1 is the source of this 4617-nucleotide messenger RNA. RefSeq lists its product with no specific name. Gene Ontology annotation, molecular function: protein binding. The coding region runs from base 1 to 4617 and encodes 1538 amino acids. The transcript is spliced from 3 exons. NCBI's taxonomy places the organism in Eukaryota, Bacillariophyta, Bacillariophyceae, Surirellales, Neidiaceae. The record is from RefSeq and is a predicted model, not a curated record.
AUGGAGGACGUAGAAGAAGUGGCAGAGGCACUUCCGACGAUUCCCGAGGACGUUCCGACCCUGACGACCGAGGAAGCGACAACGCUACCGGUGCCUGUUGCAAACUCUGACCUUGACGAAGUCACGGACGCUCCCGAAUCCGUAGAGACGGAACAAUCACCGGAGAUUGUCGAGGAAGACAUUGACACCUCCGAACCAGCCUCGGUCACGAAUAGUACCAUGGACGACUACGAUUCUGUUGCUAGUGAGCAAUCCAACAACGUGUCCAGGGACGAGGCCGAUUCUCACGACUCGCAUGAAGAGGUGCAGGGGUUGACGGUGGCUUCUGCAGUAGGUCCCGUCUCUUCCCCGUCGCAUGUCAGUGGUCAGUUUGAUGAAAUUGAAGUCGACGAAAGCAUGCUUCUACCAACCGAUGACGAAGAGGAACUGAUUGAAGAAGAAACGGAACAAGUUGACUUCAGGGAAGAUUCCUCCGGAGGCUUUGAAGAAGUCGAGGUGCCUUCGGACAACGAAGGCGACAUACUUAUUGCGGAUGACGAACCUCUUGAAGAUGAUGAUACGCAUGCCUCCAUCGAUCAGGUCAGUGAAUCGGACGAUAGUGCUCAUAGCGGAGAGAUUUCGCCAGAAGAUGAGGUACCGAAUGGCGACACCUCGGACGAAUCGAUCUAUAGCGUGAGUGAUGCGCCCCGCGAAGAAUCUGUUCCUAGUCUCGACUCGGCGGUCAGCUUGAGUACUGAAGAUAGGAGUUCGAAUUCAGUGAGCUUCAUGUUAGCCAACAACGAAGUAUUCUCUCCCUCAGAUUCGGCUGUGGUUAACCCCAACUUGUCCAUGGAGCCGCUCACGAAAACGGCUUCCGUCGCGCACACCGAGCCGCUCGAGUUUGAGCUAGACGAAAUGGGACCAGUCACAGGCAUUCAAAUCGAGGACUCCAGCAGCCGUACGUCCGUCAAUAGUUCUUCCCACAGCGAUCCAUUCUCUCGUCAAACUGACGACAGUAACGAGGUUGCCCUUAUUCCAUUUGUAGACUCGAACGAAAGCAACGCCUCACAAUGGACACCACUUUCAGCUUCUACUCCGGUCAUGACUCCUUCAGGUAGGGUUUUUGCCCCUGCACCGCCAACCAUACGGAAUUCCACCAUGGGCUUGUACGAGGAUGAACCGACGGACGAAAUGGGUGGCAUGGAUCGUCACAAUGAAAACCCGACCGUGGUACCAAAACACGAGGACUUAAAUCGCAACAGCGGAGACACGGCGAAGAUUGGUAAAGUAACCGCUGCGGGGACAGUGGCAACAGCUCUGGCAGCAUCGGAGCGAUCGCCACUGGAUGCCAGCAUGCCGAUGGAAGACGCCAUGUCAACGCACCCAAUAGAAACAAGCGGCUCGUACCACGAAGCGGGUCUUGAGGACAAAUCAUCUUCGCACAAUCUGGGGGAAGAGUUUCACGACGAAUCAGCUUCCGGGGAUGAUAGCGUGUUCUCUGGUGCCGAAGAAGGUAGUGAUGGCGAUAUGGAAGGCGUUGCUAUUGAGGAGACGGACGACGAAGAGCCCGAUGGCGUCAGAGAAGAGUCCUUAGAAGAACUGGAUCGCGAAGAAUUCGAGUUCGAUAGCGACGAUGGUGAUGACGCUCGUGUCAAGGGGCAGUCUUCACUAGUACUGACAGCAUACGCUGGUCCAGAAAGCGAUGAAGAUUCCGUAAGCCUGGUACGCACGAGUGAUGACGGAGAGGAUAUCGAAAUUGGUCUGGAAGGGGCCUCGGAGAAGGAUUCCGCUUCCUACCGAGAUGAAUACGGAAAAAGCAUGGACGAGGAGGACAGCCAUUAUCGCGGGUGCUGUGCGGUUUUCUUGUCAAAUCCCUGUACGCAACUUUUGUGCUGCGUCAUAUCCGUCUUGAUCAUUCUAGGGGUCAUAUUGGUGGUGGUGCUAGCGGGGGGCGAUAGUCCGACGGAUGGUGGUAGACCAUUCCCUACAGGUGCCCCUAAUGGAGGGAGUGUAACGUCGGCCCCCACACCAGAUGGUUUUACACGAAUGCCGACCACUUUGCCUACAAACUCUCCAACUCCCUUCAAUAUCGAAAGUGUUUUACUGGCGAAGCUCAGCGGCAUUGCCGGAUCGAGCUUUGGGUUUUCCGCCGCGAUGACGCGAUCGUCUCGCUCUUUCAUGGCAAUUGGUGCCCCGGAGGGCGGUGCCGGUUCGGUGUCAAUGUAUAGUAACUCGACUGGUCAAUGGCAAUCUUUUCAAGUUCUAUCAUCUCCACAACAAGAAGGAAGAUUCGGAGCUGCAGUCUCGUUAACCGACGACACGUCCUCUACUGGUUUGAUGGUCGGCGCACCAAAUGUCCUCGCUACAGGCACAAACAUACCUGUAGGAGCAGCCUACUAUUACGAGUACAACCGUGCCGAUGCCAGAUGGGCACAGCUUGGAUCAGUGAUACAAGGAGGUGCGUUAGCGGAAAAUGCCCAGGAGCACUUUGGUGCUGCAGUUGCAACCAGUGAUGUUUACAGGGUUGCCAUUGGUGCUCCAAUGAACAACGCCGCCGCUGCUCGUGCAGGACGUGUCUACACCUACGAAUAUAGACAAGAUGGAGCCAUCUUUGACUGGGUCCCCAUGUCUGAUUCGUCAGUGACAGGCACAACAACAGAUGAACGAUUCGGUUCCUCGCUUGACAUGUCCACUGAUGGAAACGUCAUGGUAGUCGGUUCGCCCUUUCGAAGCCUUUUUUAUAUUUACCAGUGGAACGGUAGCACAUGGUCCUUCAUAUUCUCGGGGUCGACCCCUGGUGGAAAUCUAGAUGAGGAGUUUGGAUCUUCGGUAGCUGUCCUGUCCAAUGACUUUAUCGCUGCUGGUGGUCCAGGUGCUAGUAACGAGGCCGGGGUCGUUCGAGUCUAUGAGCUCCAAAAUAACGGUUUGUUCCGACAGUUUGGACCAGAUAUCGUUGGCAGAAAUGGCGAACGUAUUGGGGAGCUCAACAGUUUAACGGGAGCAAUCACUGAACGCGGCCCGGCUGUCUCGGUGGGUACUGUUGACGGUCUUAUUAGAAGAUUUGACUACAAUGCCAAUCUCGGUGAAUGGCAAGAACGCUUUGAAGCUGUCAGCACUGGAUUUUCUGGACCAGUGUCUUCACUAUCCAUGGUCACCAAUGGACUAGCAAGUUCGAUUGUUGCAGGGCACGCUGCAGGAAAUGAAGCUGCCGUCUAUGAAGCCUUCUUUGGACUCACGGCCAACCCAGCUGGAGUCCCAGACGUUACAUUGCCGCCGGUAGCCUCUGAUUCUCCUUCACCGACUGCUGUUCCGACCCCUCCGCCCGGGCCCGAGACAAUGACACCUUCGCCUACUGCUGUCCCGAUUCCUCAGCCCAGUGCCGAGAGCUUGGUACCGAGUCCUGGUGUUUCAUCCUCUGCACCUUCUCUUUUGCUGACGCUUUCAUCAGCUCCGUCGCCUGCUACCGUCAAUAUGACUGUUUUACCGACUUUGGCCCCUUUAUCUGGGACCCCUUCGUCGGCUCCCAGUGUAGCUUUGUUGGCCAUUUCGCUUGUUCGCCUUCUCCCAGGUGGAAGUCCGAACACCGACACUGGCUCUUCCGUAGCUUUGACAGAUUCUUCCUUGGCCUUCGGUGCACCGUUGUUCCAGAAUGGGGGAGGCAUUGUUCAGCCUUACCGAGGAUCUGGAGGGGGCUAUACUGCGCUGGAUCCUAUCUUUGCCGUGAAUGGUGGGCGUUUUGGAGAAGCUGUCGAUGCUACGGACGGUGGUGGUCGUAAUGCACUUUUGGUCGGAGCCCCCACAGCUUUUGACGAGCAAGGCUUGAAUGUUCGCUUCGGCGCUGCCUACUACUAUGAGCUUGUCGGUGAUGUGUACUCUAUGAUUGGAUCGACAAUAGAACCACCGCUGACGCCUCAAGCUUCUGGCGGUCGAUUUGGUACGUCUGUGGCCGUCGCCAGGAAUAUUAGACGAGUUGCAAUUGGUGCUCCCUUCACGAGUACGUCGGCCACUGUCCAGCGUACCGGUCGUGUUUACACAUACGACUAUGACGGCACCAACUGGACAGCUUUGGAAACGACUCCCGUAGAAGGCUUCGUGACGGACGAUUUCUUGGGUUUCGAUGUGGAUCUUUCCGAUGACGGUUCUCGUCUUCUUGUAGGAGCACCAGGGAGCACUAGUGGUGUGGUGUUGUACUAUCAGCUUUCUGGACUUUUCUGGCAACCUAUUUUUUCGCUACCUGGCUUUGAAUCAGACGAGCUCUUUGGGACCACGGUCAAGAUUCUGACUGCCGAUGGCAAUACCAUAGCCAUGGGAGGACCAGGCUUUGGAGCCAGCAACAAUGGCGUGAUUCGGGUUUACAGACGAAGUAGCGAUGGAACUUUCGUCCAGCAAGGCCAAGAUAUUGUUGGCGCCGCCAACGAGCGAUUGGGAAACCGCAACACGCUCACUGGUUCGAAUGGCAAGUUGCUUGUCGGGACGGCCAGUGGUACAGUCAAGCGACUAGACUAUAUGGUUUCCACGGAUGAGUGGACUCAAGUUUCGGAGCAGGAGAACGUCAGCAGAAUUUCGGCCCUCGAUACUACUGGAUCGGUAGACACCUUCUUGUUGGGCGACUUCUUAAUUGAAGCUUGCCCGGAAUAG